CGUGACUGAGGCGGAAAUGAAGAGGACUGUGCGUAGGGAAGCAUUUUGACAACAACAAACCCAGGUCAGAGCAGGAGGCGGAAACAUGGCCGAGGCGGUGAAGGCCCCGCGUCGGACCAAGGCCAAGGCCAGCCGGACUAAAACCAAGGAAAAGAAGAAAUAUAGUGAAGCUUUUGAGAAAGAAAAACUUGAUGAGGUGGACCUUUCUGAAACUUGUAGAGAGCAGAAAAUACCAUCCCCAGCAGGGGAAAUCCUAGCAGCAUGUCCUGAGGCAUUAACUGAGGUUCAGUUGCAGAAUGUUAGUAGCCUACAAACUGUGAAGGAAAUGUUUGAUGUCCCACUCACUUCUUUAACUUUAGACAUUGAAGGAUCCCAAACACAUAACCUAGAGACAGUAAUAGAAGGGGAAGAGGUCAAAGAACAUCACCUCUGUGAAGAAACCGAGCCAAAGUACAACCCUGAGGAAGAUAUGAGCACCAAAGCAGAAGACUCUCGGGGCUUUAGGGAUAGAGCCGAUAAUCCAUCAGCACAGUGUGGACUCUCAGAAACUACAUUCCAUCCUAGUACUUACAGUCAGCAGGUAGCAGGACGUUUACAGGACAGAGGAACUGAGAGUAGACAAGAUUAUAGACAAUCUGUUGGCCUUUCUUCAGAGGUGCUACACAAUGUGGGCUUACAGAGUUGUUAUGAAGCCAAAGAGGUCUUUGAGCCAACUAGAUUGAAAAAACUCUAUCCUGAAUUACCAUCUGAAUUUUCUGGAGAAAGACCAGCUUUAAUGGCAGUAAAACCACUGUUACGGAAUGAACGACUGUAUCCUGAAAUCCCUUCUGAAUCAGAACUGGUACCAUUUACUAAGGAACAACUGAAAAUUUUUGAGCCUUGUUCCUGGUUAGAAAAUGUUGAAUCAUACUUAGAAGAAUUUGACAGUAUAGCUCACCAGGACCGUCAUGAAUUUUAUGAGUUGCUUUUGAAUUAUUCACGGUGCAGGAAACAGCUGUUGCUGGCUGAGGCUGAGCUGCUUACCUUGACAUCUGAUUGUCAGAAUAUCAAAAGCCGAUUAUGGCAGUUUAAGGAAGAGCAAAUGACUGUACAGGGUAUUUGUGCAGACCAGGUGAAAGUUACAGGAUAUCAUCGCUACCAGACAGUGGAGAUGAAUGAGAGUGCCCUGGGAGAGCUAAAGAAGGCAUUUGAAGCAAAAUCUGAGCAUUUACAUCAGACUUUGGCUCUGCAUUCUUAUACGUCUGUGCUCUCCCGCUUACAAGUAGAGUCCUAUAUUUUUGCAUUGCUCAAUAGUUCAGCCGUUCUGAGGUCUUUAUCUAUUCAUCAACAAGGUCGAGUUUCUAAACAGGCAGAAAGUCUUCCCUCUGAUUUGUGUCACCUGAAGGAGUGUAUUAGUGUUUUAUUUAUGUUCACCCGGAGAGUUAUAGAAGAUACACAGUUCUACAAUGAUGUUCUUCUUUGGCUGCAGAAAUUGGUAUCAGUGUUACAAAGAGUUGGAUGCCCUGGGGAUCAUCUAUUCCUUUUAAACCACAUUCUUCGAUGUCCAGCUGGUGUUAGUAAAUGGGCCGUUCCUUUCAUUCAGAUCAAAGUGUUGAAUAACUCAUCAGGGGUAUUUCACUUUAUGCAGUCCCUUGCCUUGCUUAUGUCUCCUGUCAAAAAUCGAGCUGAGUUUAUGUGCCACAUGAAGCCAAAUGAAUACAAACCUUCCUCCCCUGGGCCUGAGUCUGGGAACUGGACAUUAGUAGAUGAAGGAGGAGAAGAGGAUGAAGAUCCUGAGACAAGUUGGAUUCUCCUUAGUGAAGAUGACUUGAUUGCUAUUUUGUCACAGUUCCCAUUUCAUGAACUCUUUAAACACUUUCUUGGAUUUAAAGGGAAAGAUGAUUAUUUACCUGAAACAACAAGACCUCAAGAGAUGAUGAAAAUUUUUGCCUUUGCCAAUUCAUUAGUGGAACUUCUGGCUGUAGGAUUAGAAACCUUCAAUAGAGCACGCUAUAGGCAAUUUGUGAAACGAAUUGGUUUUAUGAUUAGAAUGACACUUUGUUAUGUGAGUGAUCACUGGGCCCAGUUUGUGAGCCAUAACCAAGGCUAUGGAUUAGGUAUGCAACCUUAUUCAAUGGAGAAGCUCCAGGUUGAAUUUGAUGAGCUGUUUCUCAGGGCUGUCCUGCAUGUUCUGAAAGCUAAAAGGUUGGGCAUUUGGCUAUUUAUGUCAGAGAUGCCCUUUGGAACAUUAUCAGUCCAGAUGCUUUGGAAACUCUUUUACCUCAUGCACCACAAAGAGGAUGAAAAUUUGGAGAAGCUCUGCUCUACAGUCCAGCCUAAUGAGUACAAGCACCAACUUCAAGACCCAGCGCAUCUUUUGAGCUUUGAAAAUUAUAUUUCUGCCAUGAAUAGCUCAGAAGAAAUUUGCCUUCUUACUACUUUUGCUCAGAUGGCUCAGGCAAGAAAGACCAAUGUGGAUGAAGACUUUAUAAAAGUUAUUGUGCUGGAGAUUUAUGAGGUAUCUUAUGUUAACCUCUCCACCAGAGAGACCUUUUCAAAAGUUGGUCGAGAGCUUUUAGGAGCUAUUACUGCUGUUCAUCCUGCAAUCAUUUCUGUCCUUUUGGAGAGUGUUAAAGAGACCAUUGACCAAGUUGGUAUGGUUUCCUUAUACUUGUUUAAAGAGCUGCCUUUGUAUCUGUGGCAACCAUCUACCUCUGAAAUAGCUGUGAUUCGGGAUUGGUUACUGAAUUACAAUUUGUCAGCUGUGAAGAAUAAAUUGGCUUGUGUUAUUCUGGAAGGAAUGAAUUGGGGAUUUGGAGAACAGGAUACACUUCAUCUGAAUCAGACUGUUCAUGCUGAAGUGGCAUUAGUGAUUCUUGAAGCUUACCAGAGGUACCUAACUCAGAAACCAUAUGCUGGGUUACUUUCUGAAAGCAUAAAACAGGUUUCGUAUUUGGCCAGUAUUGUACGUUAUGGAGAGACACCUGAGACCUCAUUUAACCAAUGGGCUUGGAACUUGAUUUUGAGAUUAAAGCUUCACAAAAAUGAUUAUGGAAUGCAACAGAAUUGUCCUACAGUUCCUUUCUCCAGCACUGUGCCGGAUAUGAAUGAAUCACCCACAUUUCAUCCCCUACUGAAAGCUGUGAAAGCAGGCAUGCCCAUUGGCUGUUAUCUAGCCUUAUCUAUGACAACUGUGGGCCAUAGCAUUGAGAAAUUUUGUGCAGAAGGCAUUCCAUUGUUGGGGAUCCUGGUCCAGUCUAGGCAUCUGCGAACAGUAGUACAUGUUCUGGAUAAGAUUUUGCCCAUGUUUUACCCUUGCCAGUAUUACCUUUUGAAGAAUGAACUGUUUUUAUCAUACCUCCACCUGUUUUUGCACUUGGAUAGUGGUAUUCCUCAAGGAAUGACCCAACAAGUUACCCACAAAGUGGCUCAGCACUUGACCGGAGCCAACUAUGGAGAAAAUGUGAAGCUUCUCAACAGCAUGAUCCAGGCCCACAUUUCUGUAAGCACUAAACCCAAUGAAGUGGGGCCUGUUGCUGUUUUAGAAUUCUGGGUCCAGGCUCUCAUAAGCCAACAGCUUUGGUACCGAGAACAGCCCAUUCUUUUCUUGAUGGACCAUUUAUGCAAGGCAGCUUUUCAAUAUAUGCAAGAGGAUUGUGUACAGAAACUACUUUACCAACAGCACAAGAAUGCUUUAGGUUAUCACUGUGACCGGAGCCUACUCUCUUCCUUAAUGAGCUGGAUUGUGGCUGGCAAUGUGACCCCAUCUUUCAUUGAGGGAGCUGCUGCUCCCUCUCAGGUUUGGCUUGCGUGGAUUGUACUGAACAUGGAGUCUUUCUUUGAAGAGGAUUCUCAGCUUCGUAGAGUUGUUGAAGGGGAACUGGUCAUUAAUUCUACUUUUACUCCUGAACAGGCUCUCAAGAAAGCCCAGGCACAGUUGAAGCUUCCUAUUGUACCAUCUCUUCAGAGACUGCUGAUUUAUCGUUGGGCUCAUCAGGCUUUGGUUACGCCUUCUGAUCAUCCUCUCUUGCCACUUAUUUGGCAGAAAUUCUUUCUCCUUUAUCUUCACCGACCAGGACCUCAGUAUGGAUUGCCUGUAGAUGGUUGUAUUGGAAGACGAUUUUUUCAAAGUCCAGCCCACAUAAAUUUAUUGAAAGAAAUGAAGAAACGUCUGGUUGAAGUGGCUGACUUCCAUCAUGCUGCCAGUAAAGCCCUCCGAGUUCCAGCAGAUGGCAGUGAAGGACCAGGUGAAAACAAUGCCUCUCCCGCAGGGUAUCUGACUUCUCCAGAGCUGCAUACAGAACUUGUGAGGCUCUUCAAUGUAUUUAUACUAUGGCUAGAAGAUGAGAACUUUCAGAAGGGAGACACCUAUAUUCCUUCACUACCAAAGCAAUAUGAUACACACAGACUAGCAAAGAUUAUGCAGAAUCAACAGGAUUUGUGGAUGGAAUAUUUGAACAUGGAACGUAUCCGUCAUGAAUUUCGGGAAGCUCUCAAUCUUUGGAUUCAAGUAAAACUUGAAUCUCAUUCCACACCCAGCAGUUUGUCAGUACAGAUGGAUUUUACUGAUCCUUUGUCAGCCAAAGAGAGGAUUUUGAGUAACUUGAAGAAACAUGAGGCUCCUCAUCCUCCCCUUGUUCUGCAUGCACUGAAAGCUCCAGUGCCCAUCAUUUCCUCAACUAGUUUGCUCAAUCAGAAGGAAACUAUGCAGCUUAUACGCCCAGACCUGAAUCUCUUGCAGCAGCAUGCUAAAACCGCAGCCCUUCGGGAGUCGCAGCAAGUUGCUCUGGACAGUGAGCUGUUGGAUGCCAUUCCCAAACAGUACGUUAAUCGAGAAGAGCAGAUCACUUUGCAUCUGGAGUGUCGGGGCAGCAGCGGCAGGAAAUGCCAGGGAGCAGCUGUUGUCACAGUUCAGUUUGAAGGUAAGCAUAAGAAUGAAGCUAUUAGCCAGCAACUGCAUGUUUUACGUAAAGAAGUGAAGCAGUUACAAGCAGAAGCCUCCAAGCCGCCAUCACAGAAUAUUGUAGAAGCAGCCGUGCAUGCUGAGAACUUGAUUACGGCCUUAGUGAAUGCCUAUAAGUUACAGCCUACACCUGGUAUUCAGAAAGUUGGCAUUAGCCUCUUCUUUACAGUUGUGGAGUAUGUGUGUGAUGAGACACAACGUCACCCUCCUACAAGACAGUUCUUUACCUCCUGCAUUGAGAUCUUAGGACAAGUGUUUAUCAGUGAUACCAAAUCAGAGUGCAAACGUGUGCUUCAGACGAUUUUGAAGAACAGAAGACUUUGUACUCUGCUCUCUCCCUACUUUACUCCAAUUGCUGCACCUGAAGAAUUCAUAAAUUUGUAUGAAAAAGUGGUGAAGUUUCUAAGUGAAGACAAUGGUGAUAUGAUUUUCAUGCUGCUAACCAAGUUCGAUCUUAAGCAAUGGUUAAACUCCACUAAACCUCCUCUGUCUGAUCGUACCAGGCUCCUGGAGUCCAUUCAUUUGGCACUUACUGCCUGGGGCCUUGAACCCGAUGAAGACAUUUUGAUGUCAUUCAAUAUUUUUUGUAAACACUGGACUUAUCUCCUUCUGUACCAGUUCCCUGACCAGUACAGUGACAUUUUGAGGCUGCUUAUGCAGAGCUCAGCUGAGCAGCUACUGAGUCCUGAAUGUUGGAAGGCAACACUGAACGCUCUGGGCUGCUUCUCAUCUGAGAGCAAAGAAGGGGACUGUCCACACCCUAUAAUUGAGAGCCCUGUGUUUCCAAGUUCUCCCAAUAUUCUCUUGUCAGAUGAACAGGUAAUGGAGACAAUACAGUGGCUUUCAAAUUUUUUCUAUAAAUUGCGGUUAUCCAAGUUGGACUUUAAGAGUUUUGGAUUAUUUUCAAAGUGGACUCCUUAUGUGGCUGAUGUGAGGAGAUUAUUGGAGUACCUUGUGAAACGGCUGAUUGCCUCUGAAAUGGCUUGCUUGGGGCAAGACACGUUAACUAACAGUAGAACAGUGUUGAGAUCUCUGCAUUCACUAAUAGUUCAGCUCUUCAAGCCAUGGAUUCUGGUUUUAGAAGACAGUACAAGCAAUCAGCACUACUAUCCAUGGCUGGAAAGUGAUGCAUCCAUGGCCUCAAGUGUGGUACAUUUGUUCAGUGAAUGUAUUGAGAUUUUACAUGAAAGUUUUAAAGAUAAACUCUUGCCUGGUGAUGAAGGAGCGCUUCGGCUACACUUGAUGCAUUAUUAUGAAUCAUGCACAGCACCCAAAAUGCCAGAAUUUAUUCUCUUUGCUUUCCAUAAUGAAUAUCGAAAACUUCCAUGGAGGGAUAUGUACCCAGACCAAGUGCUAAUGGAAGCUUUCUUCAAAGUGGAAAGAGGAAGCCCCAAGAGCUGUUUCUUAUUCAUGGGUUCUGUUUUGUGUGAAGUAAACUGGGUUAGUGUACUGGCUGAUGCCUGGAGUCCCAAUCCCCAUCCAGAAACACGAAGCAUGAUUGUCUGCCUGCUCUUCAUGAUCAUCUUACUGGCAAAGGAAGAUCAGCUCAUAGAUCAAGCAGAUUCCCCAUUACUCAAUCUCCUUGGACAGGCGAGUUCUCUUUCCUGGCAUCUCGUAGAUAUUGUGUCAUACCAAAGUGUCAUUGGGUACUUCAGCAGCCAUUAUCCUCCAUCUAUCAUCCUAGUAAAAGCUUCUUCAGCUGAAUUAAUAGUAAAGCUCUUAAAAGCAUCUGCAGGCUUCAGUGUUCCUAUCGAUGGACAAAUGCAUCUAGAUGCAGUUCCAAAAUGCCUAGCUUUCACUCGCCAGGUGGUACAGUUUCUUAGCUCUCUGGAACAAAAUGGAAAAAUUACUUUUGCAGUACUCGAACAGGAAAUGUCUAAGCUUUUGGAUGACAUUGUUGUCUUUAAUCCACCAGAUAUGGAUAACCAGACUCGCCAUAUGGCCCUCAGCAGACUCUUUGUUGAAGUUUUAACGAUGAUGAAUAAUGCUAGUGUCCCAACGGCUGAGUUCCUUCGGGGCAGUGUCCGGAACUGGAUUGACCAGAAAGUACAUGGGCUAGUAGUGCUGCCCCUUUUGACAGCAGCAUGCCAAAGCUUGGCUUCUGUCCGACACAUGGCUGAAAUUACAGAGGCCUGUAUCACUGCGUACUUCCAGGAUGACUCCCUCAACUAUCAUUUGGGAUGGGGUCCUAUCCUGGUAUCCCUUCAAGUUCCUGAACUCACCAUAGAAGACUUUAUUCAGGAGUGCCUGUCCCUUGGAAGUUAUUUGACACUGUAUGUCUAUAUGCUUCAGUGUUUAAAUAGUGAGCAAACACUAAGAAAUGAAAUGAAAAUGUUGCUAACGUUAGGAAAGUGGCUGGAACAGGUAUAUCCCAGCUCUGUGCGAGAUGAGGCAAAGCUCUUUUUGUGGUGGCACCAAGCACUGCAGUUGUCCCUGAUCCAGGCCGAGCAGGAUGACACUGUGCUGAUUGGAUCAGUCAUCCGGACUCUUCUUGGGAUCCAGAACAGACAAAGCCAGGCAGCAGAGGAGAGACUGAGCUCAGGGAUACUAGGUGCCAUUGGACUAGGCAGGAAGUCUCCCUUGUCCAACAGGUUCCGUGUGGUUGCAAGAAGCAUGGCUGCCUUCCUUUCAGUUCAAGUUCCUGCAGAAGAUCGAAUUCGUUUGAAGUCUGGUUCUGAAUUACAUUUCUCUCCAAAAGCUCAGCAAGCACUAAAUACUCUUGAAUCCAUGUCUUCAAGCAAACAGUAUGUAGAGUAUCAGGAACAGAUCUCCCAAGCAUCCCAGUUUAUAAAGCAUCCUGGCCAUUGUCUUCAGGAUGGGAAAAGUUUUCUGGCUCUUCUUAUUAACUCUCUGUACCCAGAAGUGCAUUAUUUGGACAUUAUUCGAUAGCAGCACUGAACUCCAUGGAAAACCCUGUGAUGAUUUCUGUUUACAUUUUAUGUUGUUAUUGCACAAGUAACUUUGACUGUCUAGGUCCACUGUAGAACCAAGUACAACCAAUGAGGAGGAUGGUUGGAAGGAAUGUGGGCACUGGUUAUUUCUACCAGGUAUUUUGGAUGCAAGAGUUGUAUGUGUGUAUGUUUGUGUGCAUGUGUUUUUUUAGCCGUUACAAUAACAUUAUGUUAAAGCAUCAAGGACUAUUUAGUUUUUAUUCUUGUGAAAAUGAGAAACGUCAUUAAGUUUCACCUUGAUACAAAGCCAUGGGCCUUGCAGAAUGACACUGUAAGGGUCAUAGAUCAUAGGACAAUUUUUUUUCUCUUUCAUUUGUCUCCUUGCCCUUAAAACAAAAUAAAAAAAAAAAAAACUACUGAGGCUCUCAUGUUAGAACUA
Messenger RNA from Vombatus ursinus (common wombat), 8272 nucleotides. It is a transcript of the gene EPG5, whose product is annotated as ectopic P-granules autophagy protein 5 homolog. NCBI's taxonomy places the organism in Eukaryota, Metazoa, Chordata, Mammalia, Diprotodontia, Vombatidae. The record is from RefSeq and is a predicted model, not a curated record. The transcript is spliced from 44 exons. Bases 86 to 7831 code for a protein of 2581 amino acids. Gene Ontology annotation, biological process: autophagosome maturation. Gene Ontology annotation, cellular component: cytoplasm.